AAGCAAACCAGAACGAAGUUUAAAACCGACCACCCUUCAGUAACGCUGUAAAUUAAAACAAUAGUUUUUAGAAAAGUUGGCGAGUUGCGGGGCUGGAGUGAUCGCCAAAGCCCCUGCCUCCGCUCCGCUGCCCGACGGUGCUGCUGUCAAUCAAGACGGGGUCGGGUCGGGUCCGGUCCGGUCCGGGAGGGAGCGAGGGCCGGCGGAGGCGCUGCUGACGGUCCGGGGCUGGGGUACGAUGGAUGGAGCUGCCCCCUCGGCCACCUCUGCCCGCUUGCUGGACACCAGGCGGAGGCCAGGCUUCGGAAUGUGCCGGGAAAGGAGUACAGUAUCGUAGUGAUUGCUGGCAGACACUCAGCGGAAGAAAAAGUUUGGGCGGAGGGAGGUUUGGAGCUGGAAUUACCUGCGGCCGGCCAUGCAUUCACGUGCAAAUGGGAUGGUGAUGAAUGGAUCAGCCUUGGAUGCUGGGCUAGCAUGUUGGGAGAGUGGGUGGUCACCUCGCAGUCGGAUGGAGGCUUCAUGCCUUGAGCUUGCCCUGGAAGGGGAACGACUGUGCAAAGCCGGAGAUUUCAAGGCUGGAGUGGCCUUCUUUGAAGCUGCUGUGCAGGUCGGAACAGAGGACUUGAAGACUUUGAGCGCCAUCUACAGUCAGCUGGGUAAUGCCUACUUUUACCUGAAGGAAUAUUCAAAGGCUCUGGAAUACCACAAGCAUGAUCUAACCCUAGCCAGAACCAUUGGGGAUCGGAUUGGUGAAGCAAAAGCGAGUGGUAACCUUGGAAAUACAUUGAAGAUUCUUGGCAACUUUGAUGAAGCUAUUGCUUGUUGUCAGAGGCACUUGGACAUCUCGAGAGAACAGAAUGAUAAGGUCAGUGAAGCACGAGCACAGUACAAUAUUGGAAAUAUUUUUCACGCCAAAGGGAAGCAGCUAUCCUGGCUCACUGCCCAAGAAUCUGGAGACCUACCCAGUGAAGUGAAGGAAACUUUAGAGAAGGCCACCGAAUACUAUGAGAUGAAUCUUAAAAUUGUCAAAGACUUAGGUGAUCGAGCAGCUCAAGGUAGAGCCUAUGGUAACCUCGGCAACACACAUUACCUGUUAGGAAAUUAUCAUGAUGCCAUCAAGUUUCACAAAGAGCGUCUUUCAAUCGCAAAAGAAUUUGGAGAUAAAGCGGCUGAGAGAAGGGCCUACAGCAACCUGGGAAAUGCGCAUAUAUUUCUGGGAAGAUUUGAUGUGGCUGCUGAGUAUUACAAAAAAACUCUUCAUAUUUCGAGGCAGCUAAAGGACCAGGCUGUGGAAGCUCAAGCUUGUUACAGCCUGGGCAACACGUAUACUCUGCUGGAAGAUUAUGAGAAAGCUAUUGACUACCACCUUAAACAUCUUUCCAUUGCCCAGGAACUAAAUGACAGAGUUGGAGAAGGCAGAGCGUGCUGGAGUCUAGGAAAUGCCUACGUAUCCCUUGGGAGCCAUGAGCAAGGACUACAUUUUGCAACAAGACACCUAGAAAUCUCCAGAGAGAUCGGCGAUCGAAGUGGUGAACUUACAGCCAGUUUGAAUGUGGCACAACUGCAGUCGGUGCUCGGCAUGAGCUCAGCUCAACAGAGUAGGCAGUCGACUCCUUACCUUGCCGAUUAUGAAGCACAAGGAGCAAGGCCAAGGACAGUGGCCCAGUAUAGCAUGGAGAAUGUGAAUGUGGCCAAGUUUUCACCAGAUAAGGACCAAAAUGGCGAAAUAGCUGGUGAGUACCACUCCAUUGACCUCGAGAGCACAGUUAAAACACCCCAGACUGGGCAGCUAAGGAAUAGAAGGUACCAGGAGAGUCAAUCAAGCACAGAAGGUAAAGCGCAAGGAACCAAUACACUGUUGCCUUUGGUGGACACCAGUGAUGUCAGAGUUCACGUGGUCCCAAUGAGGGUAAACCGGGAUCCUUCAGAUGAAGAAUGUUUCUUCGAUUUACUAAGUCGCUUCCAAAGUAAUCGUAUGGAUGACCAGCGAUGUACAUUUGAAGAGCAACAGAAUGGCAUGACAGGGAGUGCAUCUACCCCAGUGUCUCCUCUGCAGGAUAGAAUAUCUCAAGCAUCUCCGCAGACAGAGGAAUUCUUUGACUUGAUAGCGAGCUCUCAGAGUCGAAGGUUGGACGAUCAGCGAGCCAACGUGGGCAGCCUGCCCGGACUAAGGAUCACGCACAACAACAGCCAGGUGGUGAUGGGGCAGCUGCGGCCUGAAGGAGACUCCCAGGAGCCCGGAGAUGAGUUCUUCAACAUGCUAAUGAAAUGCCAGUCAUCCAGGAUUGACGACCAGAGAUGUGCUCCGCCCAGCCCAGCACCACGAGGACCCACCGUCCCCGAUGAGGACUUUUUCAGCCUGAUCCAGAGGGUGCAGGCCAAGCGGAUGGACGAGCAGCGAGUUGACCUUCCGUCAAACCGUGAAGGGCUGGAUCAGAGCAGGCCGGGCUCCUGCUGAGCAGUGUGCCACCGACAGACUUGUGAACAAGCUGGACUUGCUGUGUGGAUCGACGCCCCUGCCAACACUACAAGGGAGCCUAGGCCAAAAGCUAUCCACACUACCCCUGUGAGAUCAGCACAUGCUUCUAGACGACUGCUUUAAACCCAUCAUAAUUAAUGAACCAAAAUCUGAACAAUUAUGCUUUAUUUCAAAUGGUACAAGAAUUAUCUGUGGGAGGUGGAAAGAUACCAGCACAGCAUUAGCUUAUUUUGUACGUGACGGCGUUGAAUGAAUGUAAAACUGCUGGUACUAUAGAACAUGUGGGUCUGUUGUCACAUACAGAUAUCCGCAGAAUGUGUGCAGGAAAAAGUACAUGCACACCACACAUCACAUUUCAUUCACUUUACAUGUGCAGACACAUCUCAUGCAUUCACACACAUAUUAUGGAUAUAAUGUGAAAAACCCAAUUCACAUGGACCCCAGACACACUCAGAGAUUAAUUAACUUCUUUGCUUGGAAUUUUCAUACUAGAACAUUGGAUAAACGGAUUGUUUUCUCUUAUUGAACGAGUUUCUAUUAAUUUCUCUUUUGAAGUUAGAGUGACUCAGAUCACAAAGAGAUCGUCGGUUUAUGGGUUUUUGAUACUUCACUGAAACCCUGAAGCCACUGUGCUUCUAAAUUAUAGUAAUUGCUUCAUACACUUUUUUAAAAAAAAAUUAUGUUCUAUGAUUAAUCUAAGUGCCAGAGUGGCACUUGGACUUGCCCAACAAGUGAAAUAAAGUGCAUCCCCAGCACUAAAGGAGCUGGCCAACAUUUCAGUGUUACAUGACCGUUAUUGGGUGUUUUCUGGGCACACUGCAGCAGCUGACUGGUCUCAGAAGUAAUUUGCUAGCUGUGAAAUGCUUUGUGGCAUCCUGAGGUGGUGGAAAGUGGAAAAGAAAUGCAAGCGCUUUAUAUCUGUUCUUUCUGCAGAUUUUGUCCAUGCUGUCUGGAGGAGGAUUUCCCGCUGUGUUAAUGCAGUCCAGUGACAACCUGCCGCAGGCUUUGUCAUUGAAGUGCAGCAAGCGAAUGGGAUGCCUCCUUGGGGAACCAAUUUUCCACCUACAUUUUUUGUAGUAUAUUUGCAUUUCUAAUCCAUUUAACCACAAAACAAGAACAUGCCAAGGCCUAAUAUAUGCUGGACCUGGAGAGCAUGCCAGCAGAAAUACAGUAAUCCUUUGUACUGACCUAGAAACAAUUAAAUUCUUGGUUUAAUUUAUGAAUAAAAGAAAGCUCUUUGUCACCCUUGGGGAUAUGUAAAUGCUAUUUCAUGUUGUAACAGCUGCUGUAUGUUUAACAUUUGAGCCCUUCUGGUACAAUUUCUCCCCCACCCACCCCUCAGACACUGCCAGUAAAUAAUAUGUUUCUCUUAGAUUUCAUACUCAACUUCUGUAAAUAGAAUGGGCUCAUUUUACUUAAAAGACGCAGUUUCGGUUAAUUUACAAUGUGUUAAAUUUUACACAAGCUUGUAAUAAAACUACAAACAUA
Molecule: messenger RNA, 3967 nt
Organism: Hypanus sabinus (Atlantic stingray)
Lineage: Eukaryota; Metazoa; Chordata; Chondrichthyes; Myliobatiformes; Dasyatidae
Product: G-protein-signaling modulator 1-like
Exons: 15
Coding region: 416-2458 (680 amino acids)
Molecular function (GO): protein binding; GTPase regulator activity
Source: RefSeq, a predicted model, not a curated record